AUGGCCGUGCAGGUGGACGCUGCAUUGUAUUUCCCCCUUUGGAACAUUGCCAAGAACGAACCCCCCUUCGGCUACGGGAGCCGCCCAGACGCGCCCCCUCUGGGCUAUUGGGGCAGUCACGGGUCCAUCCAUCAUUGGGGGGCGACGAUCUGCGACAAUGGAACCUCCGCUGUCGAUUACCGGCGAUUAGGCGAGGUUGUCCUCCAGACAUCCAAGACAGACUCGUCAUACCUGCGCAAGUGGUACAAUCUUACUGAUCUUUCACGCCAUCGAGCGUCGGCCGCAUCACGAAAACCCAGCUCGGCAUUUUUCGGGCCCUAG
Molecule: messenger RNA, 321 nt
Organism: Aspergillus brunneoviolaceus CBS 621.78
Lineage: Eukaryota; Fungi; Ascomycota; Eurotiomycetes; Eurotiales; Aspergillaceae
Exons: 2
Coding region: 1-321 (106 amino acids)
Source: RefSeq, a predicted model, not a curated record